Molecule: messenger RNA, 1047 nt
Organism: Lactuca saligna
Lineage: Eukaryota; Viridiplantae; Streptophyta; Magnoliopsida; Asterales; Asteraceae
Source: the annotation of a GenBank genome assembly
AUGAGAUUUACAAAAGCGAACGGGCCAACAAUGGCCACUUUGAUUGUGCCUCUUCUUGUAGUCUUAUUUUCUCUAAGCAUUCCUUUAUCAAUUACAGCAUACUAUAAAGAUAAAACACCAUAUAUGAUUCUUAAUCAUCCAAUCCAUGCUAAAUCGUCGCCUCCACCACCUCCUAAGUCACCGUCUAAAUCACCACCACCUCCUAAGGCACCACCAACUAUGCAUGCCAAGUCUCCAGCACCACCUCCGCCUCCUAAGUUAUCGCCACCACCACCUUACAUCCAUGGGAAGUCUCCAUCGACGCCUCCAAAGUCUCCACCAUCACCUCCUAAGUCACCACCACCACCAUCCGUCCAUGGGAAGUCUCCAGCAACACCUCCUAAGUCACCAUCACCCCCUAAGUCUCCUCCACCACCACCACCGUCUACUCAUGGGAAGUCUCCACCAUCACCUUCUAAGUCACCACCACCUCCUAAGUCUCCAUCACCACCACCACCAUCCAUCCAUGGUAAGUCUCCACCAUCACCUUCUAAAUCACCAGCACCUCCUAAGUCUCCUCCACCACCACCACCGUCCGUUCAUGGAAAGUCUCCCAAGUCACCACCACCUCCUAAGUCUCCUCCACCACCACCACCGUCCGUUCAUGGAAAGUCUCCCAAGUCACCACCACCUCCUAAGUCUCCUCCACCACCACCACCGUCCGUUCAUGGAAAGUCUCCCAAGUCACCACCACCUCCUAAGUCUCCUCCACCACCACCGUCCGUUCAUGGAAAGUCUCCCAAGUCACCACCACCUCCUAAGUCUCCUCCACCACCACCACCGUCCGUUCAUGGAAAGUCUCCCAAGUCACCACCACCUCCUAAGUCUCCUCCACCACCACCACCGUCCGUUCAUGGAAAGUCUCCCAAGUCACCACCACCUCCUAAGUCUCCUCCACCACCACCACCGUCCGUUCAUGGAAAGUCUCCCAAGUCACCACCACCUCCUAAGUCUCCAUCACCACCACCACCACCACCACCUCCUAAAGUCGCAACCACUACCAUGUAG